This is a messenger RNA of Triticum aestivum (bread wheat), 3079 nucleotides long. RefSeq lists its product as uncharacterized. The coding region runs from base 138 to 2141 and encodes 667 amino acids. NCBI's taxonomy places the organism in Eukaryota, Viridiplantae, Streptophyta, Magnoliopsida, Poales, Poaceae. Gene Ontology annotation, biological process: tRNA processing. The transcript has 13 exons. The record is from RefSeq and is a predicted model, not a curated record. Gene Ontology annotation, molecular function: ATP binding; ligase activity, forming carbon-nitrogen bonds.
UCUUUGUCGGUCCAGACCGAUUUGCCAAGGGAAAACCCUCCCCGUUAUCUUUCUUCCCCCCUUUCAACUCCGGCGAUGCUCCUCCUCUACUGCCGCCCCUUCCCCUCUCCCUGUCCUCCACUCCGCCGCCUCCUACGAUGCCGCUGCACCUAUUCUUCCGCCUCCUCCUCCAUUGCUCCGUAUCACCAAUCCUUCGCCCGUCGCAUGGCCCUCGCAGGCAUCCACCCCCACCACCGCAUUGGUACGCCGCUCCCCGCCGCCUCCACUUGCUACUUCGAAUCCAGUGCCCUCUUACGCGUGUGGGGAAGGAAGAAAUACCGGUUGGGGUAUCGGGUGGGCCGGACUCUACGGCGCUGUGCGUGCUGACGGCGGCUUGGAAGAAGGCGGCGGAGGGCAGGUCCGGGAGGAAGUCCGAGGGAUUCGUGGAGGGGCUCUUGGGGGUCGUGGUAGACCAUGGGCUGCGGCUCGAGAGCGCCGACGAGGCGCAGCUAGUGCGUGACCGGGUGCACGGCAUGGGUGUUAUGUGCGAAAUUGCCAGAUGUGAGUGGCCUAAUGGGCGGCCAAACCUAGGGCAUCUGCAAGAGGCAGCCCGCGAAAUGAGGUACCAAAAACUGUUGGACAUUUGUAUAAAGCAGCAAAUAGGGGUGUUGCUUAUUGCACACCACUCUGAUGACCAGGCAGAGCUCUUUGUUCUGAGAUUAUCUCGCAACAGCAGGGUUCUAGGUCUUGCUGGUACAGCCUUUGUGUCCCAAUUGUUUGCACCUAAUUUAAAAUAUGAUGGACAUAAUUUUUGUCGUUAUGGCAUCCUUCUUGUUCGGCCCAUGCUUGACUUUUCAAAAGAUGACAUGUAUAAGAUAUGUCAAGGAAGUAAUCAUUUGUGGGUUGAAGAUCCAACAAAUAAUAGUAUGCAGUAUGCCAGGAACCGCAUUCGAGCAUCUUUGAGAUGUUUAUCCACAGAAGGUACCUUUCAGUCAGAACUUCAGAAACUGAUAUACGCAUGCCGGUUGACACGAGCGUGUGUCGACAAUGCCUGCAGUAUGGCUGUCAAGCAGUCUAUCACAAUAACGGAGUAUGGGUAUGCUGUCAUUGACCUAGAAAAACUUGAUGCGCAAAAUGUUGAUGAUCUUUCUCUUUCACAAUAUUUAGCUUGUGUAUUACAGUUUGUUUCACAGAGGCACAGGCCAAUCCGUGGCAGAUCUGCUCGAUUGUUCAUGGACUACAUUCGUAAUACACCUUGCAAGGGUGCCCUUACUGUAGCUGGUUGUUACCUUUGUGCUUUUCCGAAGUCUAAAGGUACAAAAGUGCUAGUCUGUUCCUCUGUUGACUCGAUGGAGUCAUUUUCUGUUGAGAUGUCCUACAAGUGUUCCUAUGAAGAACAGCCUUCACCAGUACCUGAGAUUGAUCAGAUAGCACGUGAAGCACGCGUACACUCCAACGAUUUUUUACAGUGCUCAAGCAUACCUUUUGUGAAUUAUAGUUCUUCUACUGAUGUUCUGAAUAGAGCAAAGGAUCACAAUAUAAUAGGUGAUUUUGUGUUAGAAAAACUCCUUUACCUGCAAACAGAAGAGCAUCAGAAUUUUUUUGCAACAAAACAUAAAAAUGAAGAACAGUACUUGGAGAAAACAAACUUUCCUGAUGUGAAAGUUCUUUUUCUCUGGCCUGGUGAAACAUGUCACUUUAUGAGCAAGUUCUUGAUUACAUGGAAUGCUUUGGAGGUUGUUUCAAAUGGAAUAUGCUCACAAGACAGUAAAAACCUCCUAUGCCAGCAUUGUGCAGUGAAUCAGGAUGGAAGUCUUGCAGUUCGUCACAUGUUUGAUACCGAUUGGUUGUUCCUUGCUGAAGUUUCUAAAAUCCGCUCAAUGGAAGAGAAUCAGAAUGUCUCAAAAGUUUCCAUUAAUAAAUUGGAGGAUGAUGGACUCAUGAAGCACUCUAGAUAUUUACAGUUAUCAGCAAUGAAAGCUCUUGAGGUCCUGAAAUCUAUUCCAGCUUCUGCAAGACGAACACUGCCAGUAUUGACCAAUUCUCAAGGUGACGUACUGAGCAUACCAAGUAUUGGCUUCCAAUGUUGCCCAAGCCUGUCAAUCAAAGCAUUAUUCCAUCCAAGAGUACCACUUGGUGGGGGAUACACUUCAUAUUUAUGAUGGCUCGAGCUUUACUUUUGGCAAAAAAAGAGGACUUAUCAAGGACAUUGAGAUAUGAGCAACUUCCAGUAUUUCAGAAAUACUAUUGGUGUUGAAUUGCUACUGUCUGAACCUUGGCAACUCUGGGCGUGCUAAAUGAAUGAUUGCACGCCACAGUAUUGUGCAGACCGAUGGGGAACUUGGACUGCUGUAGAGCAUAUGCCUGUUCAUAUUGCAGAGGAAGACCAUCUUUUGGCUCAAUACCUGUAACUUACGAACGAGUUGCAUCGAGAUUCAAGGUGUGCAAGAGCUACAAACAUAUGCUAACCAGCUUGAAAUUAGGAUGGGAAUUGUACUAAAUGAUAAUAUCCAGUGGCGGUGAUGAAUCACUACAUCAAUUACAGGGGAUUUUGUUCAGACACUUACUGAACGUCAGGAUGACAAAGAUUGUAGUCUGAUGGUCGAUUUGUGAAUGCGGUUCAGGUUGUUAUGGGGCAGUAGCAACUUCAGCUCUAACCUUCGUGGGCUUGUGCUAGGUGUUCUGGGAUGAAGCCACUGUCAAAGUGCUGAGAAUUUAUUGGCGAUACCACUGAGAAGUCAGUAAGUCACUGAGGAGGUAAUUUGGCUUUGCUAACUGGGAGAGGCAUAUAGGCCAAAUCGUCAAAGAUAAUUGGAAUAGGUUGAAACUACUACUGAGAGAGGCAAGAGUUAUCAGUCGGAUUCUACUCAACUAAAUGUCAUGGGUACUAAAACAGCUGCAGUUUUCACCAACGAUUGGUGCCAAUAUAUAUAUUUCAUACCCUCAGUUUCUCAACAGUGUUAGGGUUAUUGUGAUCUGUUGUAGUGGGACACUGAUGACCUUAGCCCUAAGGGUGCAAGCGGUGGCCCGCUAGAACCUGCAUCGUGCUUUUCAACAUGCAGAUCCUUGGUGUGUCUAGAUUUUUUUUACUAAUUCUGCA